Molecule: messenger RNA, 6209 nt
Organism: Paramuricea clavata
Lineage: Eukaryota; Metazoa; Cnidaria; Anthozoa; Malacalcyonacea; Plexauridae
Source: the annotation of a GenBank genome assembly
AGAUGAUCGUAGCGUAGAGCCAACAGAAAACCUUGGGCUAACCGUUGGAUAUAAAGGUCCAUAUUUUCAUGAUGGUCAACGCAAUAUUGAUAUGGUGUUGGUAUUUCAAUGCAAGCAAGCGCAAAAUGGUGUGAAGGAUAGAAAAAGUCGAGAUAUAAGAAAGAGAUUUAUUAAUAAAUUAAUCACGAAUGGAUUACAAAUUGAAAUUGAGACAGUACAACAUUUAGUAUGUGAUAUUUUCCCGUUUAACUUUAUUUAUACUGGAUUGUUCAAUCCUAGCUGUGCCUUAAUAAUUAUUGAUCCAUGCAGUGUUAUUGCAGGAGGAAACCUUGACAGUAAUACAUGGACAUCUCUUUAACUUCUUAACUGUUAAAUAUCCCUACUAGUAUAAGGGUAAUUUCGUAUUGCUACAAUGUUGUUAUAUACUGGAUAGCUCUAUCAUUUCUAAACAGUUUUCCCUGCCUUUGGUCCAGUAAUGACCAUUUCUUUUUAGUCCUAAACUGUUCUCCCUAGAAGUCCAGUAAGGAUCACCCUUAUUGAUCCAGUAUUAUUACAGGAGGAAACCUGAACUAAACUAACUUUAUUUACACUGGAUAGCUCUAUCAGUUCCAAACUGUUCUCCCUAGAGGUUCAGUAGAGGUUCAGUAAGGAUCAUCUCUUAUUGAUCCAGUGUUACUACAGGAGGAAACCUAAACUAAACUAACUUUAUUGAUACUGGAUAGUUCUAUCAGUCUUAAACUGUUCGGCUCUCUAGAGAUUCAGUAAAAAUCAUCUCUAGCUUAUUGAUCCAGUAUUAUCACAGGAGGAAACCGCAACCAAACUAACGUUAUCUAUAUGACUAUAUCAGUUCUAAACUGUUCUCUCGAGAGGUCCAAUAAGUGUCAUCCUCUAUUGAUCGAGUGUUAUUAUUGGAGAAAACCUUUAAUAAACUAACUUUAUUUUUACUGGUCCAGUAAUGACUAAUGGCCAUCUCUUAUUAGUCCGGUAUACGUGUUUGGAGGAAACCUAAACUAAACAAACAAGUGAAACAACUUUCGUUGCAUGGAAACAAACAAUUGGUCAUCUCGUUCUGAUGGCUAAAUUUAUUUAUACUGGAUAUUUCUAUCAGUUCUGAACUGUUUUCCUUAGAGGUCCAGUAAGGGUCAUCUCUUAAUAUUGAUCCAUGCCAGUGUUACUAUACGAGAAAAUCUAAGCUAACUAAUUUAUUAUACUGGAUAGUUCUAUCAGUUCUGAACUGUUCUCCCUAUAGAGGUCCAGUAAGGAUAUCUCUUAUUGCUCCAGUGUUACAGUUCUCCACGGAGGUCCAGUAUGGAUCAUCUCGUACUGAUACCUAAAGUUUAUUUAUACUGGAUAGUUCUAUCAGUUCUGAACUGUUCUCCCUAGAUGUCCAGUAAAGAUCAUCACUUAUUGGUGAUAUUUAGUCACUUUAGUGGGAUGACUAAACGAAUCAAUACGUUUUUCUAUUUUCAACCAGGACACAGACAUAUACUUCAUCAAACUACAUGCGCCGUUAGUCACGCUACAAACGAAAGCUGAGGACAUGAAACUCAAAGUGCCAUUCUCACUUCUUUCCAAAAAUCCUGAAAUGGACGUCGCUAUUGCGUCUCUUCCCUUCACCUUACGUGGCGAGGAUUUAGCCGGCCAUAAUCAUCGUUAUUUUUUACUUGCACCUUUCGUCAAACGACAUGCUGAAAGAUUUUUGGCAAAAGGCGAGUGUUUUUCCACGUUGGAUCGCAUAGCAGUGAUGGAAAGGAUUUUGAACGAGACGCGUUUCUCCGAAAAGGAAUUUGGUGUUAAAAGUUUGAUAAAUCAACAAGUGUUUCAGGCUGUUUAUCCACCACAUGAAUCUGGGAAGGACGUGUCAGUAAAACACAAGAAAGGUACACACGUAACAACGCCAACAACUUGUAACAAACCUACACACGAAAAAACGCACAAGUUGUUACAGAUCUGCAAACAAGUUGCUGAAAUCUGUUCACAAGCUGUCGACAAGUUGUCUUCGCACUGCUUGUUCCUAGUUGUUGUAACGAGUUUGGGACAAGCUGUUAACAACUUGUAACAAGCUUGAUGUCACAAGGUUGACGACAUAAGGAUGUAACAAUAUUGUUAUAUCAUAAAUGUAUUGGACUUGUUGGAACAACCUUGCAACAAGUCUGAUCAGUAAUAUCAACAAGGUUGUUGCAAGAUGUUAACAGCUUGUUGCAAACUUGGGACAAGCAGUGCGAACACAACUUGUUGACGGCUUGUUGGCAGACUUGCUACAAGAUGUGAGAUUUUUACGUGCGUACAGCAGACUUGUGUCAAUGCUGUUUCAACAACUUGUCAUCAGGAUGUGUUCGCACUGCUUGCUUCCAAUUGUUGACACGUUGUUAACGGCGUGUUGCUGACAACUUGCUGCAAUUAAGGAUGUUGACUCAACAGAUUUUGCAACAACAUGUUAUCGCCCGGCAAUGCAACGACUUAUUAACAAGUUUUGAGUGACAAUACUGUGGCGACUUGACAAACUAGCAACCGAUUCUGUUACAUGCAGCUUCUUAACAAGCUUGCUACAAGACUGUUGAACACAUCUUGUUAUUAAUUUAAAAGAUGUGAGGUUUUUACGUGUGUAGUCACUAACCGUAACCGUUAAAUUUUAGGUCGACAAAAACUGGCCAAAGAUUGGGCCUCGUUUGGAAGUGUGCACAAGAAACAGCCAAUCAAUGCGGUGAAGUCUUAUUUGGGCACAUCUAUUGCGUUUUACUUUAUUUGGUUGGGAUUCUGUGCUUGGUAUCUUUGGCCUUUGGCUUCCGUUAGUGUGUUAGUCCUCGUAUACGGUGGCCUAACCUUAGCCAGCUAUCCUCCAGUGGAGGAAAUCUGCAGUAAAAACAACAUAACCCAAUACCUAAUGUGUCCUCAAUGCGACAGAUGCGAUCUUUGGUACUUGAAGCAAGUUUGCGUUCCAACAAAGAUCGCUCAUGUAUUCAACAAUGAUAUGGCGAUAAUUCUAGCAGUAUUAAUUUCAAUAUGGUCGUUGUUUUUGAUAAAGUUUUGGAACAGGCAUCACUCGAAAUUGGUAUUUCAGUGGCAAACCUACGAAAUCGAAAAAAACGACGAAGCAUCGCGUCCCGAAUUUGUUGCAAAAGUAAAGACUGUUCGCAAGAAUAUUGCAACUGGCCAGUUGGAACAGCAUAUACCAUUUGUCAAUCAAUGUUGUCGAUAUUCGCUUGCACUAGUAACUGUUAUUUUUAUGAUGUGCAUAAUACUAGCUGGACUAUUGGGUGUGGUCAUAUACCGUGGUGUAGUGUAUACGGUAGUUAUUACCCGCGCUGAUAACCAAGCUAGGGUAAUAACAGAUAUUACAGCCGGGAUAAUAACAUUAGUAUGUAUUAACAUGCUAAGUUGGGUGUACGUGCCAAUCGCGAAAAAGUUGACUAAUUUUGAAAAUCCUCGUACGCAAUCACAAUGGGAGAACAGUUUUACAUAUAAGAUGUUUGCUUUUCAGUUUGUGAAUUGGUACUCCUCGUUGUUUUAUAUCGCCUUCUUUAAGACGGAACAUUUCACAGGACGACCUGGGGGUUAUGUGAGGUAUACAAGAUCAGGAAAUCGGCUAGAGGGCUGCCCUAUUCAAGGUUGUUCCAUGGAAUUGUGUAUACAGCUAGGAGUGAUUAUGAUUGGUCAAAUGUUGCUUCAGAAUGUCAGCGAGAUAUCAAAACCGUAAGUAUCUAUACAUAUCGUUAUAAAAUAAUGUGACUUUAGUAUCUUUUUUAGUUGACAAUUUGCUUUGGUAAGUUUGUGUUUGGUAACAGGAUAGAACCCACAAUAAAAGAGCCACUAUAGUUUUUGUUCUGUUAGGCUGCCGAACUGGUUGAGGAGAUGACUCUUACUGGACCUCUAGGGAGAACAAUUUAGAACUGAUAAAGCUAUCCAGUAUGAAUAAAGUUAGUUUAGUUUAGUUUUCCUCCUGUACUAAGUAACACUGGAUCAACAAGAGAUUGCUCUUAUACUGGACCUCUAGGAAGAAUAGUUUAGAACUGUUUAGAACUAUCCACUGAUAAAUAAAUAAAUAAAUAAAUAAAUAAAUAAAUAAAUAAAUAAAUAAAUAAAUAAAUAAAUAAAUAAAGGUAGUUUAGUUUAUGUUUCUUCCUCUAGUAAUACUGGAUCAAUAAAAGAUGACUCUUACUAGACCUAUAGGGAGAACAAUUUAGAACUGAUAUAUUUACUUUUUAUCAUUUAGUUAUCUGGUAAAAUGGUUAGCUAUUCGCAAAUGUAAUCCUCUGUACAAGAGCCUGUUACCAUGGCAGCAAGAAUAUUUUCUAACGCCAGCAGAUGAUACAUUGUAUUGGGAAUACAUGGAAAUAGGUAACAUCUAUUUAUUAGCUUGCAUUUAUUGCCUCGACGUUCAUAUAUGAACGAUUUUGAUUGCGGUCUAAGCAAGGUACAAUGCAAUGCACGCGACUUCUUGUUAAAAAAUAAUUGUACAUAUAGAGUCACGGAGAACAGGAUUGAAUUGUUCUGUGAACUAAGUACUAGAUCGCAAUAUCUUUCUUAACCCGUUUAAGGAUCCAAAUAGCCUAAUUUCACAAUAAGCCAAUUUAUAUGGGAAAAUCUAAGUUCCUAUAUACGCUGUUUUUACUGUAAGUGUCAACAUAUCUGAUACUGUUCGAAGGCCCACUUCCACUUAAGAAAAAUUUCCACGGACAAAAAAUUUCCGAAAUAUCAUUGUUAAAAAUUUUCAAUUUCAAAAUUUUUUUCCGACGGAAAAUUUGUGUCGGCCAAUUACAUUUUACAAAAUUUUCUUUCUGCGGAAAAUUUUCUUGAGUGGAAAUGGGCCUUUAUAAUCUAUUUUCACUGUUUGUCUGUUUGUUUAGUUCUACAGCUGGGUUUCGUGAUGAUGUUUUCAGCUGCAUUCCCCCUCGCACCUUUGAUCGCCUUCAUAAACGCCAUGCUAGAAAUCCGGCUUGAUGCUAUGAAAUAUAUACAUUUCCAAAGACGGGCCCUUCCCAAAAUGGCGGCGGCCAGGGGGGCGUGGCAAGAAAUUUUGGAGCAGCUUGCUGAAUGGUCGGUCCUUAUCAAUGGCCUGGUUAUAGCAAUGACUACAGAUUUCAUACCUAAGAUGGUAUAUCGCUUCAGUUACAGUGAUGAUGGGAGCCUCAAUGGUUACGUCAAUAAUAGCCUUUCGUUUAGUAAUAUAUCUCGGUUUUCUGAGGUUGAGGAGUCUGCACUGAAAUAUCACAAAAAUCUACCUAUAUAUUGCAGGUAUGUGUGUUAUUUAGUUAUAUUUUGAAAGCUUUGGGUCAAUCCGGAAACAUUGUUUCCUAUAGCCAUCAGCCAUGUUCCCCAAGGGUGGACAAACCAGAAAACAUUGUUUCCUAGCCAUGUUUCCUGAAGGUGGGCAAACCAAGAAAUAUUGUUUCCUAUAGCCAUGUUUCCGGAAGGUGGACAAACAAGAAAACAUUGUUUCCUAGCCAUGUUCCUGAAGAUGGGAAAAUCAGGAAAAAUUAUUUCCUAGCCAUGUUUCCUGAAGGUGGACAAACCAGGAAACAUUGUUUCCUAUAGGCAUGUUUCCUGAAGGUGGGCAAACUAGGAAACAUAUUGUUUCCUAGCCAUGUUUUCCGAAGGUGGACAAACCAGGAAAUAUCGUUUCCUAUAUAUAGGCAUGUUUCCUGAAGGUGGACAAACCAGUAAACAUAUAUUGUUUCCUGGAAGCAUCGUUCAUCCUACAACCUUGCAGCAACUUGAAUUUUAUUUCCAUGCUACAGAUACCAUGGUUACCACGAAAUGAAUGGUGAUUAUUCCACACAAUACUGGCAUGUUAUGGCUAUACGCAUCAUAUUUGUGCUAUCAUUCCAUUACGUCAUCAGUACAUUACGUACGAUACUGGAUUGGAUGGUCGCUGAUGAACCAUGGAACGUUAAAGUUAGGAGAAAGAAGACAAUUUAUUUCAUUAAAAGACUAUUUAAGGAUAAAAACGAACAUCGUUCUGGAGUUAAAGCUGGAUAGUGGACUCGGACUGAAAUGCAACGACGGGAUAUGCUUAAACAAUGUAAUUUAAUACUCACAUGUGUCGUGAAAAAUUAUAGUGAAAUCGUAAAUAUUUCAAUAAGGAUCGGUAAAAAUCAGAAUUAUAAAAAUACCGGUUCAUUUUUCGUUUUAAAUAGUUAAUUUGUCAGGUCGUUUGAUUGUUAACUCAUAGUCUAUCAAGAUGAUUUGGUUUGGAAACUGAACAGAAG